Pocillopora meandrina is the source of this 7364-nucleotide messenger RNA. NCBI's taxonomy places the organism in Eukaryota, Metazoa, Cnidaria, Anthozoa, Scleractinia, Pocilloporidae. The record is from the annotation of a GenBank genome assembly.
UUUCCCUUUCUUUCAUAUUUGGCACAGGAGUCUAUUGUGCAAGCUGCUUCGCAAAUAAGAAAAUUGCAGAAGCUGUAUUGAUUUUGGAUGAGAAUGAUAAUCCUCCAAUGCAUGGACAAGGUAUGUUCUCUAUUUUGCAUAAUUCCCGGGCUAACUUUUUUGUUGCUCUUGUCGAGGGACUAAUGAGAGGGGACUAGUAAAAUGCCUGUCUAUUCUAGCUAUAAUAAUAGCAAUCGAAGGAAAAUGAAAGCAGUGAAAAAGUUGUAAGUUGUAUAGCUUAAGUUAAGGAUUUGGACCUGGCUCUUCUGUAGGAUUCCUGUUGUAAUGCAAGCUAACAAAAAUGUCAUUGAGUUACAUGUAUCUGGUCUUAAUGCCAAAAUGUUUGAACAAAAGAUUUGGCGUGGACAAGGAGCUCCCAUUACCUCAACUGCAGUACAGUUGUUUUCUUCUUAAAUUUUGCUGGGCCUUCAAAAACCUUCAUUGUGAUUUGUUUUCUAAUGCUUUAACUAGGUAAAACAUUUUUUGGUUGAGUAUUAGAUCACAUUUGCUUUGCUGAAUGUAGAUGGACUGCAUUCCUCUGUACACUAUCUUUGUAAGGGACUAAUCAUUGUAACUGUGCCAAUUGUGAUGGAUUUGAAAGAAGAAUGGCUCUUUCUUGCUUGCAGUGUAUUUUGAUGAGUCAAAAUUGUUUGUCAUGAAAAAUGCACAGUAAGAAGUUUCCCUUCACCCUUUACACCCUCACAUCAGUAUGCAUAUUCUCCAUACUAUGCUCCAGACAUUUUGACAUGGAGAAUUUGUUUUAAAAUCAAGUUAGAGCUUCUUAAGUUGGUAAUUGUUUCCUUUGUUCUCAUGACCUUAAUUAGUGAUCCAGCAGUGAUAUUGUUGGGAGAAAUUAGAUGUGAGAAGCUCUCAGGGAUUUAAGAGAUAAAGGUUCAUUCAUUCUUUCUAUAGAUGUUGAUGAUGAUACACUUUAUGUGUGGGGAGAGAAUGGCGGCUACAGAGCUUUACUGAAACCAAGUAGGAAAAUGCACAAAGUUUUUCCCUAAGUUCUCUUUAUAAGGAAUACAAUUUCAAAAGGUGUGCCGAAUGGCAAUUGUGUAGAUUGAGCAGCUCAUAUAAAUGCAAGAAACAAUAAAGAGUGACAGGUUUUUACCCAAAAUGAACAGGUAUCUUUAAAUUGUCUUUGCUGCAAAGCUUUUAGUCUUCCUCUUUCUUAUCAGCUGACAUUUGCCAACCAACAGCUUGGCUUAGUGCUUUGUGAAGGUUAGAUCUAAUAAAGGAAAAAUAGCUUAAAUUUAGGAUAGAGUACUUUAAGAAUAUAGGCUGUUCUUGCUCACAGCUCCUCAACAGUGUGACUUGAUGUAGACUUCUAUCAUCUAGUUGGCAAGGGAGGUGAAAUUUGAUUUUUUAUGACUAACUUUUACAGGUGAAGGACAAGGACAUUGUUUCCUUAAACUAAUACAGAAUAAAGGUAGAGUAGUAGCCAGAGCAGAGUUUGGAGACUUGGAUCAAAAAGGUGGACAAGAUAUUGAUGAUCAGCAAAACUCAAAUCCACAGCAAGGUACAGUGUACUUGUUGUAGUUUUUGGUGAAUGAUUCUGGUCAAUUAACAAUUGGUUCAUACGUUCGCGUGCGUUCAUCGAGAUAUGAAGCACGCGGGAAAUUUGGAGAGCACGAAAGAUGCGUAAGAGUUGCUCGAGGCGUAGCCGAGAGCAACUCUAGCUUCUUGAGUGCUCUCUAAACUUCCCAAGUGCUUCAUAUCUCGAUGAACGCACAGAUGACGUAUGAACCAAUUGUUUUAUAACCUUUUCAACCGGAAGGAAAAUUUUUUUUUCGCGAGGAAUUUGUUUGCUGACGUCAUGGGAGUGCACAAUAGGAAUAUGAAGCACGCUCGCGCAAUUAAAUUUGAUUAGACAAAGUUACUAGCUAUGUUAUAAAAUGAUUUCAAUCAGUUUGGUGUGUAUCUUUCUUUGUGUAAGGAUUAUGGUAAUGUACUUAGAACAAAGGAAUUAGAAACGAUUUAAACCAAUCUGAAAUCAUUUUGACCUGAAAUUUAUAUUGAAUUACACUGCAGUGACUCUAUUUAGUAUAUUUAGUGUAUUCUUUAUUUGCGCUGUGAAAAUAAUUAUGCCUUGAGAAAGGGCAAUACAUUUUAUGCAGUGCAAGGUGCGUGAGUCAGCCUGGCAUUGGGUAACUUAAUUGUCGUAAAAUAAUAAAUAAAAAAUAGACAAGUUUACAGUUUAUUUAGCCCUUUUUGCAAGACUGUUAGGCUUUACAUUAUAAAAGAGAGAGAAAAAAAUAUUUCAAAUAAACAUAAAUAAGUGCUGGUUAUUGGCAAUACACAGCACAGCCGAGGAGUUGAACUCGAGCACCGAGAACAAAUCCAGUGAGAAGUAGAGAAGAGGAAUUGAACCCUGGACCAUCAGAUUACAGGUCCAGCAUGUUAACCAUUUGGCCACUCCGCCUCCAUUGAUUUGCUUUGGAGUCAGUUCGCUGUAAGUAGAUAAAGCUCAAUUUUCAAUAACAGUGUCAUAAAUCUGUUAUUGUUUGAUAGGUCCGUCCUUUGGUGGCAGUGGUGAAAACUCGUCAUUUUCUUCCCCUGGGACUAGUCGGGAUUUAGGAUGUAGCAAUGAUGGAAGCAGAGAGGAUGGAGCUGGAGAUCAUAAAAAUACGAGGGAGAAGCGUAAAUCUGAUUCAGUAAACAAAGAUGACAGUGGUACGGGUUUCCCUACGAUCAUUCUGAUGACUGGCAAUUUAAAAGCUUACUUCACAAUUAUCUUUAGUUGUUUCUGAUUGAAACAAUUACUCCUCAUCGGUAACACUUUAUUCCACUCUAACUUUGCUCGCCUUAAAUAAGUCAAAGUUAUUUACAAGCUAACGCUCUCAGCGAGGGAAUUAUCGAGAUUUAUCUGCACGAGUUCACAAACAAUGAGCCAGAAAUUUGCCGAGUGCGGUAUUGAAAAUUUUGAGUUCAUUGUUUGUGAAAGAGUACAGGAAAAUCCCGAUAAUUAACGAGCUAUGAGUACGUGGACAUUUUUAUCAUUCAAAUUGAAUGCACUGCACAAAGAAACACUGCAUUGAAACCACUAUAAACUUGAUAAACUAGACAAAAUGUUGAUUUUAAAUUUAAUACGUCUCAAAGUUGAUACAAAAUUGGUACAAAAAUAUAUCCGUAAAUACAUGAACAUACUAAUUAAAUGAAUACUGGAUGACUUUAAAAGUGCAUCCUCAAUAUGAGAAUCAAUGUUUGCAUCUGACAAAUUGUCAACGUUUGGGUCAGCCGAAGCCAUAGGCUAAGCAGAAAAACCGGAAUUCGUGCCUUGUAAGAGUUGAAUAACCUGCGAGCAGCCCUCGUUAUUGGCGCUGCGGCCCGAGCGUUUCUUCGUCCGUGGGAAAAUACGAAGCCUGUCCUUGAGGAACACGAGUCGGUGAGAGGUAGCACUCAUAAUUAGUGCCAGACCCCCGGCAAACCUCACCCAUAUUCGUCUCAGAUCUUCCCAGGGGCGGAGAAACGCGCCUCUUGCAGCGCUACGAUGAUUAUAAGGAGCUGCUCGAAAUAAAAAAUAUUCAGAAGAAGGUAGAGAUACAGAGGUAGCGAUGUGUGUUUUCUGACUUUCAGAAAAAGAAAGAGAAGGACUUACUAUAAUGCGUAAUCUUUGCGUAUCUUGACCACAAGGUUUCCUUUAAAAAAUAAUUUUGCCAGCAGGGUGGAAUUCUUUAUUAUUCCAGGUACCAUUCAUUAACAUUGAGAGGGAAAGGACUCUCUUAGUCAAGCAAUGAUUUUUUUUCUUGCAGAUUGUGCCUCCUUCACAUCAAGUUACAGGGAAGACGCAAGAAAAGAAAACACUCUAAAACACUCAGUGGAUCAGUACUCAUCUGCUCAAGGUCUGCAUUUGGAAUUUUCAAUCUGUUGAUUAUAACCAAAGUGAAGGGGCUUUAUCUAAAGAAACAAAGUAUAUCAUGUCAGAUUAUUUUUCAAAAUUACUUUUUUUCCCAAAAAAUUAUUACAAGUGGGAGUAGUCUAGAUCCAGGAUUUAGCAACAAUGGGAGCAAAAAGCUUAGAGCUGGAGAUGACACAAGUGAGAGGGAGAAGCGUAGAUCUGAUUUAAUAUGCAAAGAUAACGAUGGUCAGGGCCCCUUCCAAUCUUACAAUCAUUCUGAUGACCGGAAAUUUAGAAGCUUACUACACAGACCGCAAAGAAUACAGAAAAAAUAUUUGGGAAAUAUGGCAAAAACUUAUUGGAAUUUUUAGGAGGUGAUGCUUCGUUUACAAAACAAGACUGACCCGAUUCUAUUUUGCAAUCAUUUAAGCGGCUAGUUUAGCCAAGUUUUAGGCGACUUAAGCGCAUUUCGAUUGUCCACAGAAUCGGAAAUGCUAAAGAAGGGAAUGAAUGGAAAGAAUUGUGGAAUAUCAGUUUGGAUUGCCUAUAGGCGAACUGGAAAAACAUUGGCUGAACUUGUUUCAUCUCAACUCAAGUAGAAGCGUCAUUCUCAAUGUUCAGGAAUCAUCAAUAUGGUUGUUAAUCGACCAGGAGUUUGCCCAAAGAUUGAUUGAAACGUAGAAGUAUUUAAAUACCAUUAUAGGCUCAUUGAAAUGCAGUUCAUUUUGAUACUUUUUUCUUGUUGGUUGAAAAUAGUAUUUUUUUUUCUCACAGUGUCACGGUGCAAAUCAAUGUUUACCGAAGAGCAAAUCAACUACUUCAAGCUUUGCUUCAUUGUCACUGAUGAAUUAGCUGAAGGCCUGCGGGAAAUCUUUAAACGAGAAUGGGACAAUCGCUACAAGGCAACCCUGGGAGAAUGGAAAGAUGAACCGAAAAAUGGAAUGGACUUUUGGAGCGGAGAAUCGGAUCGAAAUAGAAGCAGAAACGCCCAUUUCUUGAGAGUUAUAAAAAAGGGUAACAGAGCUGAAUGGGAUUGUACCAUGCUGUUUUAUGCAAUCCUUUUUUCCGAUUGCAUCCACAGUCUCAGUCCAGCUGUUCAAUCAAAUGUGAAUAAUCUCAGAAAACUUCGUAAUGAAGAAUUUGCGCAUAUAGCACGAGGCCACCUUUCCAGCUUACAUUUUAAAAAUGUGGUUUCAAAUAUAAGUACUGCAUUUCACGCACUCAAUCUUCCCACUCAAAAUAUCCGUGAAAUCAUAAAUACGACAACUUUCCCAUCGGAAGAGUUAAGACAGGUUCUGACGAAAAUUGACAUCUUACAGGACGAAGUCUCCCAUCACUAAUCUGGAGUAGGUAUAAUCACACCACCUCAAAGCACUCCGGAAAAAGUGCAAACAUUGACAGCUGAAGCACCUUGUACUUAUCUGGAAAUCCUGGAAGUGUAGAAUCUCAGCAGGCCUGUCUAACAGCUAGACGAUUCAGAAAGAUGUUUUUUCGUCUUGUCAUGAGCGUGGCAUAAAGAAAAAUUCUGAGUCCUUCCUAGGCGAUUCUUCGACGAAGGCGAAGAAACUCCCCCUGCCAUUCCAUUUGUCGUGACGCUCAAUGCAGAGAUUCAAAAACAGUUUUAGAAUCGCAUGUCUCUUUCGCUCGACAAUGUAGACGUCCAAAUUAUUCAGUUACAGACGCUCAUAAUUGCAAAGAUCUGAGCGCAGACAAGAAAAUUGGAAGUCUCAUGACGCUAACAAGCGCAAAAAUUGGUUGCUGGUAGUUGAUAAUGUUACUAGAUUGUCUCAUGUACAUACUUAUCAGCCAGGUCCAGGAAACCAACAAUGGGUGAGGGGCCAAUUGCUGAUAACAACACAAGACACCACGUCUAUUCCUUUGACAAGCUCCUCAAUUCAGCUCAUAUCAGUAAGCGAAGGGAUGCUUCCUAAUCACGCCAGCUCUUUGUUGAGGCUUUUUCCUGGUGUCACUGAUGACGAGACGGAAAAAGAAGUUGCACAGUCUUUGGACUACCAGCAGCUUGCUUUGGCCAGCACAGCUAUCCAUGUAAGAGAGGUUCGAAAAGGUAAGAUGGCUUCAAAUUUCGGCUUGACCGACUAUCUGAAGAAACUUGGAAAAGGGCAGUGAGGUAAAACAGAAAAUUCUUGCCGAGACAAACCCAAGUUACCCCAAAACAAUGAUCAAAGCAAUGACACUCGCCGUGGAAGAGGAACGCUACUGAUCAGAAAACCUAAUGCGGAUCAUCCCAAAGGAACGCACCCUUAAUAAUAGGUUUUUGUACAUUUCGCAAGCUAGGCUUGUUAAGUGUAGUCCAUUAAAUUGUAAUUGAGAAUUUUGACAUUGACACCAUUAGAUAAUUUAAAGCAUAGUCGCAAGGAUUACGUUCAACAACAUUUAGAGAGUUUGAGCAAAAGAGUUAAUCGCGCCUUUACUUAAGUCGCCUAUAAGGCAAUCUUUCAGCCCUGAACGAUGUAAAGCCAAUGUACGUAAUGACGAGCUACUAUGUCACAACUAUCUAAGCUUGUAACGUAGUUGUAUUAAGUACAUGAUAAGAAAACAUCACGCAUGAUCGUUGAAAAAGUUACCUGUAAAUGUUUUCGAUGAAUUUUAGAACUUUUCGUAGGAUGGUUUUCUUUUCGUUACUUUUAUAACAUGUGAUCAUAUAGCACUGCAAAGGGAUUUUUCGUUUGGAUUUUUUCCCAUUAUUUUUUAGUCCUAUUGAGAUAAAACCCAACAAAAGCCUAACUCUUAUGGCAAUCCUCUACACAAGAAAUUAAAACCAAAGUUAACUUUUAAUCCUAGAUUAACAUUUUACCCUAUUUUGAGUAGUAGUAAAUAUCAAAGGGAACAUGCUCAGAGUCAUAUGUCUGGACUUACAAUUUCAUAUAACUAACUGCUAUAAAAAGCUAAUUACAAACUAUUUACGAAUGUAUGAAUAACAAUAAGAUAAAAUUGAAGAAGCAUCUGUUUACAAAACAGCGUUUAUGACGUUCAGUUCUGACAUGUGUAUAACCCAGCUCUGAGGUAAAUCAGAUACACUGUGAUAAGCUACUUGCUAACCUUGCUUUCCCAGGGCCUACUGGGGAAAAAUUAGCCAUCGAUCAUUUUUUGUAUGGACCUUGCUAACCUGGGCCGUUAUUCCACCACAUUCAACCAGUUCAGCUCUCACACUUCAUAAGUAAGAAAUUGUAAUAGGGAUUAUCCAAGUUUGAUAGCUUAAAAUUUAGGUAAUCCUUCCACAAUUCAUCAUCUCAGGUCAUGAAUGAGAUGUGGAAUCUGCAUACAGUUUGAGAUUUUUUCUUACAAUCUUGUUAGUCUGAUGUUUUUAUCAAUGGAAAAGGCAAUCUUAUUGCUCUGCAAAUAGUAUACUUUAUGGCCAUUCAUUUGGGCUAAGUAGCAUUUCAGUAUAAAAUAUACAUGUAUUAUUUUGAAGCUUGGAUUUAUAGUUUCUUUAAGAAACAGCAGUUUUCUGAUAAAGCAAAAU